AUGACAGGAGAUGACUACAGAGAUAAUGAAAUAGCAUAUAGUGCAUUUACUUCAAGUAAUGAAGAAGAUGGGAAUGUCGGUUAUGAAGUUUCUCAUAUAAAUCCUGCGGUCUCGGCCGCGAUCAACUUCCCCCGCAUCCUCGGGCCGGCUUCCUACCCUCCGGCCUGCUCUCUGCGCCCCCGGACCGGUCUCCCCUUCGCGGCUUCUGCCCCCUCGGCCCUGCCUCCUGCUCCCUGCCUCGGCGCCCCUGGACUAGCUUUCUGCUCCCCAGCCUCAGACCAGCCUUCCCGAUCUUCAGUGUUUGCUCUGCACCAGUUGUCGUGGCAAGACAAAGGAUCCACCGCCCCGACCCUGCCCGUCUCCUCGGUCUCGCCGAAGCAGCUGCAGACCCAGCAGAUUCCUGGAGCAGGUGCUGGGCCAGAACUGACGGCGCCCGGCGUAAAGUGGCGAGGGCAGCACUCACCUCUACGCUUCCACACCACCGGCAGCAAUCCCCUCUGCUCUGUUCCCGGUUCGAUUUCUGUGGCCCUCAGGCGGGGGAGAAGAGCUGGCGAACAGGACCGCCCUCCAAAGCACCGCCCCUUUACGUCCCUACCCCCAAAACUGAAUGAUAGGAUCCACUUCCAGCAGUGGUUCAGCAUGACAGUAAUUCUCAAGGAGGUGACUAAUGUAGUGGAACAAGUCUUCCCAACCCGAUUUGUGAUGCCCAAACCCAGUAGUGUCAUUAGGAUUGGUAUUCCUCAGUGCGUAGUGACUCAUAAAAAUGUUACAUGGGAUAAGAUUGAUUCUUCCCAUGCUUCUGAACCAAUAAAGAGAAAAUGGGAAGCAAAAUUGAAGCAAAUUGAAGAACGAGCUUCCUAUUAUAAGAGGAAACCUUUGUCAUCUGUGUAUAGACCAAGGUUAUCCAAACCAGAAGAACCACCCUCUAUUUGGAAACUAUUUCAUCGACAGACUCAAGCUUUUAAUUUUGUGAAAAGCUGUAAAGAGGAUGUUCAUGUAUUUGCUUUGGAAUACAAGGAGGGAGAUGGACAACGUAUUUAUCUUGUAACAACCUAUGCUCAACUUUGGUUCUAUUAUAAAUCCCGCAAAAACCUCUUGCACUGCUAUGAAAUUAUUCCGGAAAGUUCUGUAUGCAAGCUUUAUUUUGAUUUGGAAUUCAACAAACUUGCCAAUCCAGGAGCUGAUGGGAAAAAGAUGGUUGCAUCACUCAUUGAGCAUGUUUGUAAAGCACUUCAAGAAGUAUACAGUGUUAAUUGUUCAGCUGAAGAUGUUUUCAAUUUGGAUUCUAGCACAGAUGAAAAAUUUAGCCGCCAUUUAAUAUUUCAACUCCAUGAUGUGGCAUUUAAAGAUAACAUUCAUGUAGUUUUUGAUGUAGGCGUUUAUACAAGAAAUAGAAAUUUUCGCCUAUAUAAAUCAUCAAAAAUAGGAAAACAUGUGGCUUUGGAAGUUGCUGAAGAUAACAAAUUUUUUCCUACACAAUCAAAGAAUAUUUCCAAAGAAAACCAGUAUUUCCUCUCUUCUUUGGUCAGCAAUGUCAGGUUCUCAGAUACUUUACGAAUUCUUACAUGUGACACAUCUCAGGAUAAACAAAAACAUGUGGAAUAUUUUAACCAUAGCAACAUUUCAGUAGAAACCAUUGAAGGCUUUCAGUGUUCACCUUAUCCUGAAAUUGAUCGUUUUGUUUGUUCUUUGGUGAAUAAAAAUGGCAUUCAAGGAGGAAUUCGGCGUUGGAACUACUUUUUUCCAGAAGAAUUAUUGGUUUAUGACAUUUGUAAGUAUCGCUGGUGCGAAAACAUUGGAAGAGCCCAUAAGAGUAAUAAUAUCAUGAUUCUGGUUGAUCUGAAAAAUGAAGUUUGGUAUCAAAAAUGUCAUGACCCUGUAUGUAAAGCUGAAAACUUCAAGUCUGACUGUUUCCCAUUACCUCCUGAAGUAGGCCUCCUGAUGCUUUUCAAAGAUGAAGAGGAAUUUACAACAGAUGAAACAAGGAACAAUGAGAUCAAGUUGUCAAGAGGUGAUUCUUCCCAUGAUGACUGGGAUAAUAGCAUUGACGAUGCUGAUUUUUCAGAAGCUGUGGAAGAUGCUGAGUUGGCUGAAGCGACAGCGAAUAGUCUUCUCAGUUAUAGCAGUGGAGUGGAUGAAAUUCCUGAUGAACUAAUUUUAGAAGUAUUACAAUAG
Orycteropus afer afer is the source of this 2175-nucleotide messenger RNA. It is a transcript of the gene PRIMPOL, whose product is annotated as primase and DNA directed polymerase. Gene Ontology annotation, cellular component: nucleus; mitochondrial matrix. Gene Ontology annotation, molecular function: DNA-directed DNA polymerase activity; chromatin binding. The coding region runs from base 1 to 2175 and encodes 724 amino acids. The transcript is spliced from 14 exons. Gene Ontology annotation, biological process: response to UV; mitochondrial DNA replication; error-prone translesion synthesis. Lineage: Eukaryota; Metazoa; Chordata; Mammalia; Tubulidentata; Orycteropodidae. The record is from RefSeq and is a predicted model, not a curated record.